UAUUGUGCUUAGAACUUGAGACUUUAAAGUUAGUUUAUCAUUAAUUAUUUUUACUGUGUUUGUGUGGCUUACUUACUUAAUAUUUUCACGAUUUUAAUAUAAUUAUGUUAAAAUACAGCACUGGUUAUGCUAAAUCCAGCAAGUCUACUUGUGGCAAGUGUAAUAAAAAUAUUGAAAAGAAAACCUUAAGAAUUGCAGUUUUAAGGAAGAUAAAAGGGAUAAAAACACCAAAAUGGUAUCAUGAACAGUGUUUUUUUAAUAAUGAUUUUCGUGUAGGUGAAAUAAAUGAAUUUGAAUAUUAUAAUACACUUGAUAAUAAAGACCAAGAAAGACUCAAGAACAAAUUAGUUGAUCCUUAUGAAUUAAAUGAUAAAACAAUUGAAAGAAAUGAAAAUAGGAGGUACCACAAAGCUGUACUCUCUGAAUUUAUGGUUGAAAUAAGUGCAAAUUAUAAAAAAACUUGCAAUGAGUGCAAAGCCAAAGUUCUAAAAGGUGACUUGAUGAUGCGUAAAUUAGUGUAUGAUGAGAAAGUGGGUGAAUUUUAUACAAAUUAUCAUGUUAAAUGCCUCUCUUUAACUGAUUAUGGUGUAAAUUUUGCAUUUCAUCUAAAUGAUUUACCAGGAUUUAAUGAGCUUUCUGAAGAAAAUCAAUCAAAGCUCAGAGAACAGCUAAAUAUGAAUGAGGAUAUGCCAGACUCAAUAUGUAAGAAAAUAAAAUUGGACUAUGAUGUGAAGGAUGAAGAGAAAGAAAAUAAGACAAAUUAUCAUUUGGUAUUGUAUGAUAAAUAUCUCAGAGAAUUGUCUAAUGUUACAAAAAAGUCUUUUGAGCUUUUGUGCAAACAAAAUUAUAUGAGGCUAUUGAAAGGAAAAGACAAGCAAUUGAGCCAAAUAGCAGAUUGUUUGGCAUUUGGUGCCCUUGAGCGAUGCCCCAAGUGCAGAGGACAACUCCAACUAGAAACAUUUUAUUAUGAAUGCACAGGGUUUCAGAACGUCUGGUCAAAAUGUGAUUACCGAACGAAGACCCCUUCUAGAAAGUGUAUGGAGAUUCCCGAUGAGAUUCUACAGGAGGAAGUGUUCAGAAGUUAUGUUCCAAGUAUUGGAGUGAGAUUAUUUUGUGAUGAGCCGAUCGCAACCGCUGUUAAGCUUAAUAAUAAUGUUUUAAAAACCAAAGUUAAAAAGGAAGCAGUAAGCCUUCCACUAAAGAAUGUUCAGUUCUACCUGUAUCGUUACGAUGCAGCAGAGCAGGAGGCACUUCGGCGAAGAAUACUGAAGUUGGGUGGCUUGGUCACUAGUCGCAUAGUGGACACUUUGGCAGCUGUUGUCACUACGAAAGAAUCGCUGGAGAAACCUUCGAGGCUAGUUAAUCAAAUAAAACGGCUAGAUAUUCAUGUGGUAGACGAGGCGUAUUUCGCUGCAAUUGAAUCGUCUGAAAAUAUGAAAGUUUUUGAUUCACUGGCACUUAUUGAGAAAUACAAGAUAGCUGAAUGGGGAUCUGACGUUUACUCCCGUGUACCUGAAGAUGUCAUCAAGGAGAGACCGGUGAGGGUGUCUGGCGACAAAUACAAAACGGGUCAUGAUAAACCGAAAAUAGUCACUGUGAAAGUCAAGGAUGGUGUUGCGUUAGAAUCAGGCACUUGGCUGGAGGAAAAUGCUCAUGUGUACAAAGAAGGGUCGGACCACUACAGUGUCAACCUGAAUCGUGUUGAUGUCAGUUAUAAGCAGAUGGAGAACUAUUCGUAUAGACUGCAGCUUGUAGAACACGAUUUUGAAAAAAGGUACGCUGUAACUAUGUGGUGGGGAGAAACUGGUACUCUAGGAAGACUUACUGUAGAAGAUUGCGAUGAGAACUUAGCCCACGCAAUAAAGUUAUUCAAGAGGAAAUUCUUUCAAAAGACCGGCAAUCAAUGGGACCGUCGGGACCAAUUUCAGAAGCGUAUGGGCAAGUACGAUAUAGUUAACACAGCAAAAUUUGUCGAUGAUGAAUCCGUAUUGCAGUUGAAAAUGAAUAUGCAAAGCUCUCUGCCUGCAGCUAUCCAGCGAUUGAUGAUACUAUUGUUCAACAUUAAUGUCAUCAAUAUGACCAUAGCAGAUAUUAACGAUUGUUUGAAGGUUGUAAAAUUCUCUCUGAAAAUAAAUGACGGGGAAAUAAAUCCAUAGGAAUAAAAUAAUUUACAGAAACAAAACGAUGCGUAUGACGCGUCAAAAUUGCCCUUAGGCGUUCUUUCGCAGGAGCAAAUUUCGAAGGGAGCUGAAGUGCUCUAUGAGCUAAGUAGAUAUAUUCCGAAGGGGAAGGUGUCUCAAAGUAAAUUCAAGGAACUUUCUAACAUGUUCUACACUUACAUACCACACAAGGGUGAUAUAAAAACGUUGAAAAUUCUUGAUAGUUUGAAAGAUAUCGCUGAAAAAAUUGUAAUGUUAUACAACCUUCAAAACAUACAUAUAUCAUACAACGUGCUAGUGGACAAAAUGGAGGAGCCGAUUAGUAGAAUGGAAUCCUGCUACAGCAGGCUGGAUACCGAGAUAUAUUCCUUAGAUCCUGACUCAAGCGAAUAUAAACAAAUAAUGAGAUACUCAAAGACUAACAAGUCAGAGAUACAUACAUUCGAUUUUGAGGUGGACGAGAUAUUUAAAGUCGAACGUCAUGGAGAAUUGGAUCGCUAUAGCACAUACAAAUCAUUUCAUAAUAGAAUGCUAUUAUGGCACGGUUCUCGGCUCUCUAACAUUGCGGGAAUACUAAAGAAAGGUUUGCAAAUAGAUCCACCCAAGGUGAAACGAACAGGUGCCAUGUUUGGAAAGGGUAUUUACUUUGCUGACGUAGUCACCAAGUCAGCUCAGUACCUCAAUACAUCUCCCGAAUUUCCUACAGGCAUUUUAUUUUUAUGCGAGGUGGCUCUUGGAAAAAUGUAAGAGUGUGUUGAUGCAGAGAAUAUUACUGAGUUAGAAGAUGGAUAUAACUCCGUGUGGGCGGUGGGUAAGCGACAGCCUGAUCCAGAUCUCAAGGAGUACUUAGCGGAUGGCACUGUAGUACCAGUCGGAAAUAUUGAGCCCAAUAAAUUAAACGCAGAUGUGACACUGAUGCACAACGAAUAUGUUGUGUACAAUGAAGCUCAAGUCAGCGUCAAAUAUUUGGUGCAAAUAACUAUGAAGUAUUAGAAAACAUUUUUUUUCUAUUAAGCGGAUUUUAUAAUAAAAAUUUACGAUUACCGCAGUAUGCAAAUAUUAUGACAAAUACAACAUAUUCUUAACUAGAUUCUCAACAAGCUUAGUAGAAAUUUGCAGUGCUUCGGUUGUUGCUAUUUUAUUUUUAACUAUGACAAUUAAUAAAAAAUCAAUAAAAACCAUAACAUUGUGUGCCUUGUAUAAGGGGAUUUUUACCAGAAGAUAUUAUGGUUCUUACUUAUACCUACCACUUGUAUUUAUCUUUUGCAUUUUGCACAUUGACGUACUAUAAACAACUAGACCUCAAUCGCCAAAUCGAAAGGUCGUCAAAAAAUUCCGAGUUUUUAUCGCACAUUUCGUCGGCGAUGUAUUUUGAUUGAGUAAUUGUAAUAUCAUUAUUUAGCGAAAUGAUCAAAAACUCCCAAGUUAGUUACAUAAUUUAGUUAAUUUAAAGGGCCGCUUAACUGAAAUGAAAUAGGCCAACCUUUUUAAGUUUGAAGUUUUUCACUGAACAUUUUGUUAUUGCGUGACUUUGUAUUCGAAGCGCAGUCGCAACACACCUGAACGAAAACUGUGCCUAAUUGACUCGAAGGCGGAGUUUUGCUUCAGACAAUUUUUGAGCGUGAUUGUUAUUCUAGUUGUUUAUUGUUCGUGAAUGAUUUUGCAGAGUGUGUAUUUUGCUUUUGUAUUGUAUUCAUAUAAUGCUUUUUUAUGUUAUAUAGAGUUGUCACAAGCAUCGUAUAGUAAAAUAUCUAAAUUUUAUUAAAUAUUAUUAUUAUUUAAUAUUAUUAAAAUAGUAAGUACUAGCAAAAGUAAUCAACAUUAUAUAUUUUGUUAAUAACAAUCGCUGAAAUGGUUGAAACAGGGCACAGUCCUAGCCCCCCGUGAUUAUUAUAAGAAUUAUUCUAAGAAAAAAACUCCCGAGGAAGGAUUUUAGAGUGAUGAAGAGAUGAAGCCGGUAGUUGACGGGAAUUUUCAAGUCACUUUAUGGAAAAUGUAAGAAAUAUAUUGAAGUAUAAGGGGACUUCAUAGAAAAAUAUUUUAUAUACAUUUUUAAUACGGUAUUCACUUUUAUAUUUGAGCCGCCCCUCCUAGUGUUAUUAAAGUGUAUAAAUGGUAAAGAAGAAUAUGACUAUAUUGAUGUACUUAAAUCAUGAUCAUCUUUCUUAUUUAUUGAAUUUAAAACUUCAUUCGACUUUAUAAAUACUCUAUUUUUGUCCUAAUUUUCUUUUUGUGAAACGGUAUUUAACCAAGAGGUGCUUUACGGAAUAUAAAACGGUUUUUUGAAAUGUGUAAGUUUGUACAUAAAAAAAUAGGGAAAUUUAUUUUUGCGUUUAUGUCUGCGUUGGUCUGUUAUCACACAAAUAAUUAGAACUUAAUCCAAAAUCGUCUCGAGAAAUAGAUUGUUGUAGUAGUAUAUACGGUUUUUCUUAAAUCUUCCUUCAUUUUUUAUUACUGCAAUUGAAUUGCUUUUUAUUGUGCCAAGUAAUUUACGGACAGUAUGCAUACCACGUAGGCAAUAAAUAUACCACUAAUGUUUAAGUUGAUAGUCAUUGUCAGUAGAUCAGUACCAAAUAUUACUUUACGAGUGAUGUUUAUGCAUUUUUGAGAUAA
Molecule: messenger RNA, 4772 nt
Organism: Leptidea sinapis
Lineage: Eukaryota; Metazoa; Arthropoda; Insecta; Lepidoptera; Pieridae
Product: poly [ADP-ribose] polymerase-like
Exons: 21
Coding region: 105-2156 (683 amino acids)
Cellular component (GO): nucleus
Molecular function (GO): DNA binding; zinc ion binding; NAD+ poly-ADP-ribosyltransferase activity
Source: RefSeq, a predicted model, not a curated record